AUGCUCGACAAGCUGAAAGCGAAGGCCUCAUCGCUCCGCCUGCGUAUUCCCUCCACCAGCGCUGCUUCUGCAUCUAGCGCUUCCCUAACUUUGGCCCGGCCAAAGUCGGAGGCGCGCAACUCGUUCAGCGACACGGACUACUAUCGACAGACCAAGGAGGAGAUCCACUCGCCUGUGUCGUGGGUGACGCUGUAUGGGCCAGAGCGCGACUCCGCGUCGGCCUAUGAGCCCAACCGGGCAAUAAACGACAAUAUAUCCAGGAUUCAUUUGGAACGCGCACAUACCUUCCAAGAUGGCUUCGACGACGAGGACAACGACGAGGACGAAAAUGACGACAUAAGCCUGAGGUUCCACAACCCUCGCCCUUUUCAAACAAAACGCAACCUCUUGCUCGACAAUGCAGCCCUGCCCACCCACGUCAAUCACAGUCGGACUGUUGUUGCUUAUACCUCUGUCGACGACGACGAUGAUGAUGACAGCGAUCUGAGAUUCCGCAAUCCGCCCGCAUACAAAGGGCAGCUCGUGCUUGCUCAUGACCUGCAGCCGCGCAUCGAGCCUCCAUCAGCCAUUGUCCAGGUCACGACACGUAACUUCAGCGAUGAAGUCGACGACGGCGACCUGCGAUUCCGAGACGGUCUCAAAAGACAGCUUAUACUUGAAGAGCCGGCUGAGUUGUGCCCACGGAAACGACGGGGAUCACUCUGGGUGGAUGGUCUUUUUGUUGACAUGCUUAGACGUUUAUUGGUGCUGCAGGCAACUCUUGACAAAAUACUCCGCAAAGCUGCGCGGCGCAGGGCCAAGGGAAGACCGAUAACAGACGCGCCUGGCCAUGAUCAUGUUGCCGAAACAGACAAUGCCGCUCCGGGGCUGAGCCGGUUUGGCUCGGGAAUGCUGGUGGGCGGGUCCCGUUCCCUCAGAAGACGUCAGCGCAAAGGCAAUCGGGCAAAAGUUUUCGAAGGAAACCUCCGGUCCAAGUCUAUGCCCUCGUUUUUCUGA
Molecule: messenger RNA, 996 nt
Organism: Mycena indigotica
Lineage: Eukaryota; Fungi; Basidiomycota; Agaricomycetes; Agaricales; Mycenaceae
Exons: 3
Coding region: 1-996 (331 amino acids)
Source: RefSeq, a predicted model, not a curated record